Vollenhovia emeryi is the source of this 779-nucleotide messenger RNA. RefSeq lists its product as uncharacterized. Bases 60 to 779 code for a protein of 239 amino acids. Lineage: Eukaryota; Metazoa; Arthropoda; Insecta; Hymenoptera; Formicidae. The record is from RefSeq and is a predicted model, not a curated record. Gene Ontology annotation, biological process: DNA integration. Gene Ontology annotation, molecular function: nucleic acid binding. The transcript has a single exon.
CCGACGCAUUUCUUGCAGCCUUCCGCCGCUUCGUCUCCCGCCGAGGCCUGUGCGAGGAGAUGUACUCAGAUUGCGGCACGAAUUUCACUGGAGCGGAUAAAGAAUUGCGUAGGCUGUUUCAAGCGUCGAGCUCCGACGGCCGCCGCAUCGCUCACGCCGCUGCCACGACCGGAAUCAAGUGGUCCUUUAAUCCACCUGCCGCACCCCACUUCGGAGGACUGUGGGAGGCUGCGGUCAAAUCCACGAAGCAUCAUCUUCGGCGGAUCAUCGGAGACGCUACGCUCACAUUUGAAGAGAUGAGCACUUUCUUGGCCGAAGUCGAGGCAUGCCUUAAUUCUCGUCCUUUGCAGGCCCUGUCAGACGACCCGGACGACCUUUCAGCACUUACGCCGGGCCACUUCCUGAUUGGGGCUCUUCUCCUGGCCAUCCCCGAGCCAUCACGGGCCGAGCAGCCAGCCAAUACUCUCUCCCGCUGGCGCCUUCUGCAAGGUAUGCGCGAUCACUUCUGGCAUCGGUGGUCACAGGAACAUCUCCACGGACUGACUCACCGGCCGAAGUGGCUUAAAGCCGAGCACGCCCCAGACGUCGGAGACUUGUGCCUCCUGCGAUCGGAGGCGUCACCACCGAGUCGAUGGCCAUUCGCCCGGAUCACCCGCCUGCACCCCGGCGACGACGGCGUCGUGCGCGUGGUGACCGUCCGCACAGUCACAUCCGAACUCACUCGGCCACUUGUGAAGAUCGUGUUGCUUCCGAAAGCCGCGGACUCGAUCGCCUCGUAA